Entrophospora sp. SA101 is the source of this 138-nucleotide messenger RNA. NCBI's taxonomy places the organism in Eukaryota, Fungi, Glomeromycota, Glomeromycetes, Entrophosporales, Entrophosporaceae. The record is from the annotation of a GenBank genome assembly.
AUGAUAUUAAUAUUAGAAGUUCAAGAAGUACUUCAAGAAGCAAUUCAAGAAGUACUUCAAGAAGCAAUUCAAGAAGUACUUCAAGAAGUAUUUCAAGAAGUAUUUCAAGAAGCAAUUCAAGAAGUAAUUCAAGAAUAA